Molecule: messenger RNA, 5734 nt
Organism: Mya arenaria
Lineage: Eukaryota; Metazoa; Mollusca; Bivalvia; Myida; Myidae
Exons: 33
Coding region: 101-4126 (1341 amino acids)
Biological process (GO): sphingolipid metabolic process
Cellular component (GO): lysosome
Source: RefSeq, a predicted model, not a curated record
GUGCAAUAGGGCAAAAGGUCACGUGAUACUCACAUGAUUUUUAGUUGUUGACAAAAAUCACGGAAGAUAUUUUCUUUCUAACACGAAAAUAACAACAACAAUGAACGUUGUUGUCUUGCUUGCUUUCAUUGGAUACGUUGCUGGGGAUGCCCUGCUAGGCCAGGAAGAAUGUGUGUGGGGUCCAACAUAUUGGUGCAGUCACGUCAGCCAUGCCCGACAAUGCGGGGCUGUCCAACACUGUAUGGGCACUGUAUGGAAGUACCAGAUCCUGCCCAAACCUGCAGAUGCAGACAAGGAAAAGACCUCAGUGAAAGCCUGCACCUACUGUGAAUUGCUGGUCAAUGAAGUGAAGGAUGUCCUCCAUGAAAAGAUGACAGAGGCUAAGAUCGCAUCCCUGUUAUCAAACGUGUGCACCUACCUGCCUAACUCUGAUCUCAUAGAUCUAUGCAAGGGCAUUGUUACAGAGUAUGCGCCGGAAAUUAUCGAAAUGAUCAACAAUGAUAUAAGCACAGACAUGAUCUGCACAGCAGUCGGCUUCUGCCCGGGCUUGGAGGAUGCCAGGACGCCAAAUCCUGAGCCCACGAAGCUGUACACACCUGAAGGAACGCAGGCGGUCGGGUCACGUGUCGCCAAGAACACAACAUACUGCCAGGAUUGUAUGAGAUUCUUCCAUGACGUACAGGAGAGCAUUACAUCAAAGGAGACUGAGACACAGCUAGAGCAACUGUUAAACCAGACAAUUUGUAGCCAUCUUGGUCCGGUGGCAUCAGUGUGCAUGGACCUGUUACAUCAGUACCUCCCCAUGGGUCUACAGAUUCUCGCUAGCCAGAUCGAUCCAGACAUUACCUGUCGAGUCUUCGGAUUCUGUUUUUCAAGUGGCCAACACGUGCCCGUCAUUUACAUCAAGAACGUUUUCAUGGGCAGGGGCCCCAUGAAGAGUGAGGAGUGUGAUAUUUGCAAAGAUCUUGUCACAGAGAUUGACAAUGCCAUUAAGGAUUCAACAACUCAGGCCAAGGUGAAGGAGAUUUUGGAGAAUCAGGUGUGCCCAGAAUUGGGUUCAUUGCAGGAUUCUUGCAAACAGUUGGUCGAAGAAUACCUUCCCAUGGUGUUUGAGCUCUUAGCUAAUGAACUUGACCCCAAGACCAUUUGUGAAGCAAUCAGCUUCUGCACCACACCGCAGCUGGCCCCAGUAGUAGAAGCCGCCCUUGUGGAACCAGCCAAGAUGGUGGGGCCAGGAAUGGUGAAGGAUGAUUUGCCAUGUACUGUGUGUAAAUUGGUGGUCCAGGAAAUUGACACCUUUCUGAAGCAAAACAAGACUGAGGAAGAGAUUAAGUCUCUUAUAGAUGACGUAUGUAAAAAGCUGAUGACAAAAGAUCUUCAGGACCAGUGCAGUUCUUUUGUGGAUGAGUAUCUAGAACUGGUUCUAAGCCUUCUCGCCAAGGAGCUCGAUCCUGUUGCUGUCUGCCAGGAAAUAAAGCUGUGUUCUAAAACACUUCUUGAUGUCGAUAUUCAAGCAAAACCACUGAAGGCAGGAGAUGGAUGUGACAUCUGCAUCAUUGUAGUGCAACGGCUGGAACAACUUCUGGCCAAUGCUUCUCAGGAGGAGAUAUUGGCCGAGCUCGAGAAAAUUUGUGCUUAUGUCCCUGCCGAGUACACGACCCAAUGUGAGAAGUACAUGAAAGAGUACGCUCCCCUGAUUAUCAGCGCAUUGAAAAGUAAAAUGGAUCCUCGUGCUGCGUGUGCACUCGCCCAGAUGUGCAAGAGUGGAGCUCCGAUGAUGACCAUUCCUAUUCCGGAGGAUUCUGUGAAGGAAAAGGCCGGACCAUCGAUGGAGUGUGAGUUGUGUGGCACUGUCCUGUAUUACAUCAAAAUUCUUCUUGGGAACAAUGCUUCAAAGGAAGAGAUUAAGACUGAAAUAGAGAAGCUGUGUGAUCAGUUGCCGACAGAGUUGACCUCCACAUGCAAGAGUUUGGUUGAAAAUUAUCUCGACAAGGUUAUUGAUAUGCUGGUCAAGGACAUCGACAUCAACACAAUUUGUCAGGAAAUUGGCCUUUGUCCUGCCCUUACAUCGUCAAGCCUUGGGACCGAUGUAGUUAUCUCCCCCUUGAUGAAACCCAUAGACACUCUGCCUCUCAUGUUGCCAUCAGUUGGGAAAGAAACUGAGAAUAACGUACAAGUGAAGGAAAAGGCUGGACCAUCGAUGGAGUGUGAGUUGUGUGGCACUGUCCUGUAUUACAUCAAAGUUCUUCUGGGGAACAAUGCUUCAAAGGAAGAGAUUAAGACUGAAAUAGAGAAGCUGUGUACACAGUUGCCGACAGAGUUAACCUCCGAGUGCAAGAGUUUGGUUGAAAAUUAUCUUGACAAGGUUAUUGAUAUGCUGGUUAAGGACAUCGACAUCAACACGAUUUGUCAGGAAAUUGGCCUUUGUCCUGCCCUUACAUCGUCAAGCCUUGGGACCGAUGUAGUUAUCUCCCCCUUGAUGAAACCUAUGGACACUCUACCUCUCAUGUUGCCAUCAGUUGGAAAAGAAACUGAGAAUAAUGUACAAGCCAAUGCUAUUGAGUGCGAGGCAUGCCAGGAAGUGAUGAAAUACUUGAAUAGUCAGCUCCAAGAAAACAAGACUGAGGAGCACAUCAAAGAAGUGCUGAAGGAAGUCUGUUCCCGAAUGCCGUCUGCCAUCAGUGGGGAGUGCUCCAAGCUUGUAGAUCAGUACACCCAGCUUAUCAUUGACUACAUCCUGCUCAGUGAGAGCCCAGACGCCAUCUGUAAAAGUCUCCGGCUCUGCGCCCAAGCUAGUGUGGCAAGCAUGAAACAGCUGCCCAAACCUGUUCAUGUGAAACUGGUGAAGGAUCCACAGGAACGUCCUUUGAAGGCGGGGCCAGAGUGUAUGCUGUGUGAGUUUGUCCUCAAAGAAAUUGACAACCUCCUCAAGGGAAAUAUGUCCGAGGCUGCCAUAAAAUCUGCUCUGGCUAAAGUCUGUUCGCUGCUGCCGGAAACAAUUGCUGAGGAAUGUGACACCUUUGUUAACCAAUAUGCUGCACAGAUCAUUGAUCUCCUGAUCCACGAGAUUGACCCGAAAACAAUCUGUACCAGUAUCGGACUGUGUGCGACCAAGGAGGUAGUUUUAAAAGAGCGUCCUGUGAAGGGAGGGCCAGAGUGUGUGCUGUGCGAGUUUGUCCUCAAAGAAAUUGACAACCUCCUCAAGGGAAAUAAGUCUGAGGCUGCCAUAAAAUCUGCUCUGGCUAAAGUCUGUUCGCUGCUGCCGGACACAAUUGCUCAGGAAUGCAACAACUUUGUGAACCAGUAUGCUGCACAGAUCAUUCAGCUUCUUAUCCAAGAGAUUGAUCCUAAACAAAUCUGUGCCAGUAUCGGACUGUGUGCGACCAAAGAGGUAGUUGUAAAAGAUGUCGUGGCUGCAGGGCCGAUCUGUGUGCUGUGUGAAUUUGUCAUGAGGGAGUUAGAUGGUAUGCUGAAAGGGAACAGAAGUGUGGUUGCCAUUGAAGAGGCCCUGGACAAGGUUUGUAGCCUUAUGCCAGACACCCUGUCCGCUGAAUGCACAGACUUUGUGAAACAGUACGGCAAGCUGGUCAUACAGUUCCUAGUGCAAGAACUGGAUCCGAAAGAAAUUUGCACGAAACUUACUCUAUGUUCUGGGGAUCUGAUUGGAAAUUUCGCUGCUAAAGUGCAGAUUAUCAAAGACACACCAAAAGUAAAAAACGAAGACCUGUGUGAAGUAUGCAAACUUGUGGUUGGGGAAAUAAAGCAGUAUAUUAAGGAAAACCACACAGACGCCGAGGUUGAGAAAUACCUAAAACAAUUGUGCAAUAUCCUGCCUGACACCGUCACAGCUCAGUGUCAUGAUAUCGUGAGCCAGUAUGUGCCAGCCAUUCUGCGAUUGUUGGAAGAAAACUUGAACGAAACUCAGGUCUGCCAGGGAAUAACUCUGUGCCCGAAGGUCCAGACCGAGACUUUAUCCAAGGCCUCUCACACCCUGUUCUUCCACCCCAGCAAGCCCCUUUUAGGGGCGAAGAAUUGCACUUGGGGCCCAUCCUACUGGUGUGCAUCAAAGGAGAAUGCUCAUAAGUGUGGGGCGGUUGAACACUGUAUGAAGCAUGUUUGGAACUGAGGAGUUAGUUACUACGGCAACAGAUGGAAGAAAUUUUGAUUAUUUUUUGCAAUUCCAAUAUGCAACUUGAUGUACUUCAAAGAAGAUGCUCAUGAACAAUUUUUUUGUGUAUUGGAAAGUUUCAUUUGUAUUUUGAUUUUUAAACCAUUUUGAAAAUACUUUAUAAAAUGUCAAAACUGUGAAGGUGUUUCAAAUAAUUUAAACAUUUGUUUUUUUAUAUAUUAAGUCAAUUUUUGUACUUCAUGUAUUGUUUCUUUGCAAAUUGUAUAUAAAAGCGAACUAGUAAGGAAAAAUGUCCAAACCCAUAUGAAAAUAAUAAUUCCACAGAUUUUGGUAAAUGAAGAAAAUACAACUUGUGAGCCAAAUGUUAUUACCCAGGACGUUUACAGUCCAUUUUGUGCGUCAAUUUUUCUAGAUCAAUAUUGUUAUCAUAAAGUUUUAAGGAACGUGUUUUUUUAUAUUGGAUAAACAGAAAGCAAAGACAAACAUCACCACAAAAUAUUGCUACCCGGCUACCAAAUUCAGGCUGAGCUUGUGUAAUCGUCCCAAUGUGAAUUAUUAUGCCUGUGCUGUUUGACAGAGUUAUAUGCCCUUGAUGUUACUUGCUAACUAGACUUUGCUGUCAAACCAUUCCACUUGAAUUGUAUGUUUCAUUUCCUUGCUGUGGUAUAUCAAUCUCUCUCCUAAGUUGAUUUUGUUGUAACCUAGGGCCUGUAUUCAGUUUUAAUCUUAGUGGGUAUUUUCACUUAAAGCGAUUUUAUGAACAAUUUAUUUUCAAUUUUUUCAUGUCAGUUUAAUAAGAUUUUUUUUAAUUUCUAACUAGAACGAUCCGGGUUCCCGCUGGCGAUCACCAUUUGCGACAAAAAUGCAUAAGUGACCACAGGUUUUAAAAUUUUAUGCCAACAAUUUUUCAUAAUAUUUUCUUAAAAUUACGUAAACACCACCCUAAGUGGACAAUAUGAUCAUCUAUGAAAUAUUGAUUAUGAAGGAAAGUUGGGGCUAAGUAUUGAAUAAACUGAAUUUUGAGGCCUUGAAAAAGAUAAUCUUGAAUUAUAUUGUAUAUGGGCCCUAUUCUUGUGUGUAUAUGGAAGAGAUGUUUAAAAUCUGAAAAACCAUUAGAGAUUUGUAUUUGUUCAGCUGUAUUGCAUUUCUUUCUUUUUGUGUGGAUGCAUGAAUUGUCCUGUUCGAUAAUUUAUCUGAUUAAAGUAUGGUAAUUUAUUUAAAGGUUGUUUCAAGUUGAAAAAUAAGUUGUUUAUUUGUAACAUACACAUGUUUAAUAAUUUUAUUUGAAAUAUAAGACAAAAAAAAUGUACAUGAAUAUUUUUAAAGUGUAAGGGGAACAAUCGUGAAUAACUAAGUUGUGUUACUAGCAGACUUAUUUCCCUUCGUUGUUGUUUUCUAGCCUAUGUAUCACAUUUAUUUCUCCACAUUUUGUACAAAUUUAAUCAAUGGUUGAAGUUUUGGUUGUAUUGACCCAUUUAGCGAAAUUUACACUAAGCUGGCUGUUAAUUUAGGUAGUAACUGUUUAUUGUGUGAAUGCAGAACGAUUCUCUUUUUUCAGUUCACUUUGUAACCAUGUGAUAAUGUUUCAUUAAAAAAAAAAACGAU